CCCAGAUCCCUUUCUGGGAGCUCUCCUGGACAGGAUGCCGGGGAGAGGUGGAGCCAGGGAAUGAUUUCCAGGAAAAGCUGGUGGUGGAUUAGGCAGGAGCCCCAUUGCAAUGAAUAUUUCUGGUUGUGCCAGAUCAAUUCCCCUCGGCAGCGGCCCCUGAGCUGCGGGAGCGGCAGAGAUCCGCUGGAUCCCGGCUGAUCCCAAAUCCGGAUUGGGGAUCCUGCGGCUCUGCAGGGAGCUCAGCCCGGCCCGUUCCGUGUCCCCCAGCGCUCCCGGUGCUCUCUGCCCCCCAUGUCCCCCCUGGCUGUCACCCUGGCCGUGCUGGCCAUGACCGCGGUCACCGCCGAGGUGCAGGAGGUGACCCUGGACAUGGCCGAGGACUCGUUCGAUGACCAGUACCAGGGCUGCCGGGACACCAUCACCGCGGCCCUGCGGAACCUCAGCAGCGCCGAGUUCCAGAGGAACCCGCACCUGGCGCGGGUGUGGGCCAAGGCCGAGGCCACCUGGCGGAAGUGGGGACGCCCCAAGAGCCACCUGUCCCCGGACCAGGCCAUCGCCAUCGUGGCCUACACCGGGAACGAGCUGUACGAGGAGUUCAACGCGGCGGUGCGCCGGGCCGGCAGCUCGGGGCUGUGGUACCACCGUGAGUUCCACUACAAAUCUCUGGAUUUCCUGCUGGCUGACGCCCUGGCCACGCUCUGGGAGCCGCGGUGCCGCUGCGUGUUCCGCGGCGUGGACGGGCGCAGGUUCCUCGCCCAGCCGGGAGACACCGUUCGCUUCGGUCAGUUCGCGUCCACGUCGCUGUGCCGGAAAGUUGCGCAGAAAUUCGGGAUGGACACGGUGUUCCAGGUGAACACCUGCCAUGGAGCCAACAUCCACACCUUCUCCAACUACAAGGGCGAGCAGGAGGUGCUGGUGCUGCCCUUCGAGACCUUCAGGGUCACCAAAGUCACCCAGGAAGGGAAAACAACGCGGAUCCACCUCAACUCCAGCGGGACCUUCAGCAAGUACAACUGCGAGUGGCUGCGAGGUGGGAGCCUGCCCAGCGACCCCCCCCAGCUCGGGGGGCUUCUCCUGGCCACCGUGGCCAUGGCAGUGGCCAGCGGAACCCUCUGAGCCACGAGGCCACCAAGGUCAC
Messenger RNA from Pseudopodoces humilis (Tibetan ground-tit), 1138 nucleotides. RefSeq names its product NAD(P)(+)--arginine ADP-ribosyltransferase 2-like. NCBI's taxonomy places the organism in Eukaryota, Metazoa, Chordata, Aves, Passeriformes, Paridae. Gene Ontology annotation, molecular function: NAD+-protein-arginine ADP-ribosyltransferase activity; NAD+ poly-ADP-ribosyltransferase activity. The record is from RefSeq and is a predicted model, not a curated record.